ACUGUUAUGCAUAUCAAACUGUGUUUCUGGUAUCGGGAAAUCAUAACAGAUACAUCUGGCUGUUAGCCAGUAAAAUUGAAUGUGAAACAUUUCGACAAGGAUUUUCACAAGACGUAAAUAUAUUCAAAUUUCUUUAUUCAGUUUUUAUAGUUAUUUUAAUUUAAAAUUCGAGAAGUAAUAAACAAUUUCACGAUAGUAAUAGUAGACUAAUGAUUAUUAAAGUAGAUUUUUAUCUAAAUGAUAAAUUAUAUACCUAUAAGAUAUAAAUCUGAAUGAUUACGAAACAUAUUUAUUGUAAUUUUGCCUAUCAACAUUUAAUUUUCUGUAAGGUUAAAUAACGCUUAUAACGAACAUUUUGUACUACGUAUAAGCAUACGAAAUACAAUGCCAUGGAUUGCUGUUAUUCUAGCAAAAAUGGAAAUCCCACAACUCAAAAAGAGCUUCCAAACAUCUCUAGUCCAGAGAUGUUCGAUAGUGGAGAUGAAGAAGAUAAAAAGGAUAAUGAAUCAUUUGUAAAUGAAAUACCAAUAAUAGUUAGUGAAAAACUUGAAAAACCUUCUCAAGCUGACUUGAUUGCAAAAUCUGAUAAUGAUAUAUUAGCAAAAAUUAAUAAACUACUGAGUGGUGUACCACCACCACCUAAACUUACAAUUUGUAGAAUAGAUUGCUCAGAAUUAUUAUUACGUAUUUAUGAGAAUCAACAUUUAUUUUGGACACCAUGUGUAUUACCAGAAAAAUAUAUACAACAAGAUCUAAAUAGAGAACAACAAAAAGAAAAUAUUAGUACAAAUAAUUAUCGUCAUAUCAAAAGCACAUCUAGAAAUUUAAGUACAGCUUUUGAUGCUUGUGAUCCACAAUAUCAAAGUAAUAUUAGUAAUAAUAUAGAUACAGUAGAUUUAAAAAAUAUUUGCAGUGAUAAUUUUAGAAUAAAGAAAGCAGUUCCUAACAAUGAGCAAGUACAAGCAACUACAACUGUAAACAAGGUAAAACAAGAAUCAGUUGUAAUUGUACCACAACAAUCAUUACUUUAUUUUACUAUUAAUGAAAAAAAUGUUAAUACUUUGACAUGGCCUGAAGCAUAUUAUCAUAAAUUUCAUGGAAUACAUUAUAACAGAAAUAAAGCAGUUGAAGAAUUUGAAAGCCUUACAUCAAAAUUAUGUAGUAGGUAUAUAGGAGCUGAAACUCAAUCUACAUGUACUGUAUGGUUUUCUAAACCAGCACCAGGAAGUGCUAAAAAACGAAAUCUUUUAGCUAAUCGAAAUAAUGGUCAAAGUCCAGGAAAAAGAUUAAGUCAUUUAACAAAGAGACGAAAAGUAUUCUCUAGUGCGAAUUUACAAGGAUUAGCUCUUAAUAAUAAAAAACUCUUAGUAUUAAAUAUUAAAAAACCUACAAUUAAAAAAGGCAAAAGUCCGCGAGGUAAAAGUCCACGAGGCAAAAGUCCAAGGGGAACUCCUAGAAGUUCAACAAAGAAAAAAGUGGCUCGACGACUUAUUUUAGAUGGAUCUAAUCCAUUAAAAUCUAAGAUUGAAACAUCUAAACGCGCACUUUUUCAAAGUCCUCCUCCUUCAGAUCUACCUGGUCCGAGCAAGUUACUCGCAAAUGAUUCAAAUUCUAUAAGAAUUAAACGCGCACUAUUUACACAAAAUACAAAAGAAAGUGAUUCUGAUAAAAGUCAAAAUACUGAGGAAUCAAGAAAAAGGAAAAAUGAAGAAGAAUUAGAAGGACCACGAUGUAAAUGGGCAAAAAGUUUAUCUUUUGACUGUUCUCAUGAAUUGCAUAAUAAUACAGUAUCUUCAUGGGAUAGACAUUCAUCUAGUAGUAUAAUUGAAAGAAAUAAAUCAUCUUUGCAUGAAGGAAAAUGCGAACUUAGUGAAACUCAUAGAAAGAAAUUACUCUGGGCAGUAGCAGAAGCUUUACGAGAUAAAGGAAUAGGUAUGACUCAUCCACAAUUUAAACAAUAUGCUACGAAUUUAGCGCGAACUAUUAAAAAACUUAUGCCUGAUCUCGAAAAUAAGAAUAUUCCUCGCAAACCAGGAAGUACAAGUGAUCGUAUGUUGAAAUUAGCAAAAUAUCAUGUUUUGUUUGUAAUUGAUGCAAGACCAACUGAUUGACAAUACUCAUUAAUAUAGCAUAUGAAAAAUUUUUUACACAACUUUGCGCAAAAUAUAUUAUUUAUCACAGAAAUAUCAAUGAUUAUACAUUGGUAUUUAUAUGUAGAGAUAAUAUAUAUAUAAUCAAUGAUUUUUAUUUAUCUGAAUAUAGUGAGAUAUUGUAUUAAAAUGUAUUAUAACAAAUCACAUAAAACAUUAAUGUGUGACGUGUGAAUGUUAGAAUUGUUUAUGGAAUAUCAAGAUAUUUUUUACUGCAUAAACAUAAACAUAAGAGUUUGUUUUUAAUAUACCUAUUUUUUAUUAGCGAUAAAAUAGUAUAUAUAUAUAUAUAUUUCACAACUUAUAAAUAAUUAAUAAAAGGUGCUUCUCUGAAACAAAACAUAAUUUGCAAUUAAUAAAUUUUAAAAACAACACAUGUGUACAUAUACAUCAAUCAUAAUUAGUAUUGAUUGUAUCUAAAACGUUUAAGGGGCGAGUAAAAAAAUAAAGA
Molecule: messenger RNA, 2601 nt
Organism: Apis mellifera (honey bee)
Lineage: Eukaryota; Metazoa; Arthropoda; Insecta; Hymenoptera; Apidae
Gene: mi
Exons: 5
Coding region: 390-2111 (573 amino acids)
Biological process (GO): traversing start control point of mitotic cell cycle; regulation of protein ubiquitination; protein localization to kinetochore
Cellular component (GO): kinetochore
Source: RefSeq, a predicted model, not a curated record